Messenger RNA from Acaulospora colombiana, 293 nucleotides. The record is from the annotation of a GenBank genome assembly. Lineage: Eukaryota; Fungi; Glomeromycota; Glomeromycetes; Diversisporales; Acaulosporaceae.
AUGGUUAAUAACAAACAAAAGGUAUCAAGUGGAACUAGCAAAAACUUUAGGGGAAUCAGUGAUAAUGAAGAGGAUUUACAUGAAUUUCAAUCAUUACCAAAAAGAAUCAAAAUUGAAUUGGGUCAAAAUAAGGACAACCCAAUAUAUAUUCAUGAUGAUCUUAGUUCUCAUGAGGAUACACCGCCCCUUGAAAAUGUCUUAAACAUCACACCUAGAGCUUAUUUACAGCAUUAUUUGCCAUUGACAUCUAUUUUAAACCAAUAUUGCGCAAAAGAAGAUACUUCACCUUAUGA